This is a messenger RNA of Trichoderma atroviride IMI 206040, 1779 nucleotides long. Lineage: Eukaryota; Fungi; Ascomycota; Sordariomycetes; Hypocreales; Hypocreaceae. The record is from RefSeq and is a predicted model, not a curated record.
AUGAUCCAACCUGAUACAUCGCCUAACAACAUGAUGGAAAGCCGGAUUCAAAGUUGGAUGCGGGAAACUACUUCUCUCACCAACUUGUUACAGAGCAUUCCGCCUUCUAACAAAACAGCUGUUGAAAAAUGGCUGCAGGAGCAGAAAGAAAAUGGGAACACAGCUUUGGUUACUCUAUUGCAAUCUAUUCUUUCUUCUGCUGAAACAAAGAUUGGAUUAAACUUUCAUCUAGAGGCCCAGCACCCUAAACAGUCGAAUAAGCAAAUAUCCAAAGCUCCUAAAACAAGCAACUCCUCCGGUCGGAAAGAUGUCAAAGCCUACCUUGUCACAGAAGUGGACAAACCGUUGGACAAAGAAUGCCUUGCUGAAGCAUCAUGCAAAAUGCCAGAAGUUCGACUGGUCAUCAAGUCUCCCUAUAUCCGCAACAAAGAUCUCGAAACUCUGGCUGGAAGUAUUCGGUAUCCUUCGCGAGCGCCUCAGUUCAAGCAUAUGUUCGGUGUCAUUCAAGAUGCCGUCGAUUUUACGGUUAAAUUGGAUCUUCGAUUUGAUAUCCAUCAGGAGCCAUUUGUUUUCUGGUGCGACAUCGUAUAUGAUCCAGCCAGUAAUGGCUGCUACCUAUAUAAUCGCUCAGGGCCAAGUAUAUACUUGAAUCCUUCUGACGAAUUACCAACGCAGUACACAAUUGCCGGUAAACCGCGUAUGGCUAUUUCUGGCGCAUGGAGAAUCUCGAUAAAACCAGAUCAGACAACCAGCUGUUUCUACCCCAUAUUUGACAUUCUAGUUCGGGACAAACAAUUUAGCAUCUUAGCCGACAAUGACAACAAGGUUCCUACAACUUGGGGUAUAGACGUGUUCCAUGGCAAGCCUCAAUACACUCCAACGAGCCUACGCGAAACGAGGACCGGCCUUUUAGAACUCGCUGAUGGAGAGACGGUUCGCAUUAAGGAUUUGCAUGAUGAUGAAAAGACAUAUGAAUUACGACAAAUUGAAAACAUGACUAAUUCAGGGUCAAAGAUUGAAAACGAAACUAGUUCAAGGCCACAUGUCUUUUAUUGUCGACAUUCUCAACUGCCAAGCGUCAAGCUGGUUGCCAAAGUCUUUCGUAUACGCGAACAAAUGAAACGAGAGAUGGAAUUUUUGAAACAAAUACGCCAUCCAAAUAUCAUAUCACUCAAGGAAUCUGAUCCCCGAGUUUUUGCAUUAUACUUGGAGGAACUUCCCCUCUCACUUAAUAAGCAUCGCGAAUUAGAGCUCAGCUGGGCUGACGCAAAAACUAUACUCUUUGAUAUUGCGUCUGCUCUUACAUACUUAUCAAAGCGAGGAAUAGUCCAUUACGACGUUAAGCCAGCAAAUAUUGCCUUUUGUCGUGAACGAGGCGCUAUACUAUUCGAUUUCGAUCUAGCCGACUAUAUAAAAAAGCCCAAAUAUGGGAUACCUGGUGGAACAGCUGGGUUUCUUCCACCUGAAACCAUUGAUGAAGAAAAAUCUCGCGGAUUUCCGGGAGAUGUCUGGGCUUUGGGUGUUACAAUUCUCCAGAUAAUGAAAAUAGAUACUAAUAUCUUGCAUGCGGUUGACAAUUCAUAUCGGACGGUGACGGAACGACUACACUACAUUGCAUUGCAAAGGAAUUUACUAGAUCUUCAAGACAGGGUUCAAACUCUGGUCUAUAAGAUGCUGGAGCCGAAUACUGAGGCACGGGUGACAGCCGCAGCUAUUCACCGAGAGGACGACCGAGAGCCAAAGGGUAGUAUACCAGCCAAAAAACGGAAGCAAAGCUAG